Messenger RNA from Topomyia yanbarensis, 1032 nucleotides. RefSeq names its product adipose-secreted signaling protein. The transcript has 3 exons. Lineage: Eukaryota; Metazoa; Arthropoda; Insecta; Diptera; Culicidae. The record is from RefSeq and is a predicted model, not a curated record. Bases 374 to 922 code for a protein of 182 amino acids.
AUUUACGCACGUUCACGCACCGUUUCAAUUUCCUUGCAAAAUACGAAUGCCGAACAGUCUGAUUAAAAGCGUAGGUGUGUAUAGAAGGAACAUAGCAUAACGAAGAAUAAGUGAUUUCAUUCAUUCAAUUUUUCAUUGAGAGUUCACUGGCAUAUACAUCAAUUCAUGUUUAAAAGCAUCUUAGGAAUAAGAAAGUAGCUGAUUCAUAUUUUACGCGUUCAAUAAGCCUCAUUUCGCUAGGCGUAAUAUCGUAGUUUGGUUAGCGCAGCAAACGUAAUAUUGAACUUCGUGAGAAAAAAGAUUAAUCAGCGUUCAUACAAACGAUUGGUGGCGUGGACGAUAAAUAGAAAGAAACGUGAAGAGCGCGCGAAAAAUGGAGGAAAGUCAUCACGAUCAACAUCAUGUUCAUUUCGAUGCGACAGUGAUCAAUGACGAACUUCACGAUAAUACCAUUAUCUAUCAAGUAGCACCCGGUGGUCGGUCGCUCAUGAUUCAUCUAGGAUUUUUACAGAUAAAACAUAGAUAUCGCAUUGAACUGAACAUUCCUGCGUAUGCCCUUAUAGAGGCAGGCCUGAAGAUUGGGACAAACUCCAGCUAUGAAGUCGACGAGUCUAUGCCGCUGAACGUCAACUGCAGAUUGCUAGAAUUCCCAACUACACCAAUUGAAAAGGACGACAAAAGCUAUUACUGUGCCAAAAUUGAAUUUUUCCCACAUAAGGAGAAGCUUCUAAGAGAACAUAUUUCGGUUUGUGGGAAGGAGGAUCCCUGCGUUAAAAUUCAUUUGGUGUUCGUAGCACGUGUCCUAGGGCGUGGUAAAGGAACGCCUAUGUUACGGGAUGGAAUCCAUUUAAUUGGUGUGGAAGAUGACGAAGAGUCCGAACUUUCCGAUUGGCAAGGAUUUCCAACGAAGAGUGAACAGUAAAUAGCUAUCAAUAUUUUUAGUGUAGGAGUUUUCCAAUUAAGCUGAACAUUUUUCUGUCUGUUACUGCCAAGCUGAACCUUUCGCAUUUUCCAAUAAAACGGUUUCUUCAA